CAGACAGUGCUCCUGCAGUCAUGUGUGUGUCUCCUCAGUGUGUGUUUCUGUGUGUUGUUCUGGCUCUUGGUGCUGCUGCAGCUUAUGACUCUCAGGAGAGCCGCGAGUCAUUGGAGGUGUUUGUGAACCCAUAUCAGGCCAACGCCUUCAUGAGGAACACACAACACAACCCCUACAUCUACCGAAGGAUGAAGUCUCCAGCUGAGCGGCGUGCGGAGGUGUGUGAGGACUUCUCUCCGUGUCGUGUGUUUGCGCUGCGCUACGGUUCUCAGGUGGCCUAUCAGACCUUCUUCAGCCCGCAGCAGCUCAGGGCCAAUCAGCAGCUGCGCAGAUACUGAGCCCCGCCUCCUCAUUUACAUACCAGCAGCCAGCUCUCCUCAUAUAUUAGUGUGUGUGUGUGUGUGUGUGUGUGUGAAUGACACUGAUCCUGCAUCUGCUCUCUGAACACCAGCAGCUCUCAUAGACACCUGUACAUCAUCAUCAGUUCUGCUCACAGCUCUUCUGCUUGUAGAGGAUUUGCUGAACAUGAGGAGCUCUCAAUAAACCCUGGACACGCUUCAUGAUGGAGACGUGUGCUGCACAGCAUUUAUUCA
Molecule: messenger RNA, 593 nt
Organism: Danio rerio (zebrafish)
Lineage: Eukaryota; Metazoa; Chordata; Actinopteri; Cypriniformes; Danionidae
Gene: mgp
Product: matrix Gla protein
Cellular component (GO): extracellular region; extracellular matrix
Molecular function (GO): calcium ion binding
Source: RefSeq, marked validated